GUGCGCACAUGGCCGUCUCUGUGUGCCUUCCGGAAGGGCCCGGCGGGAAACGGAGCCACCGUGAGAAAGGAACCGGCGGCAGCUUGGUUCCUGCGCGGAUGCUGGGGCUGUAGGCGCCGCGCUUUGGGCUCGUUGCCGCUCACAGGGAAGAGGACGCCGGGGCUCGCUUUCCCUCCGCUGCCUCCGCCACUGCCAUGAUUCCAGUGUCGCUGGUGGUAGUGGUGGUGGGCGGCUGGACUGCCGUCUACCUGACCGACUUGGUACUGAAGUCAUCUGUGUAUUUUAAGCAUUCUUAUGAAGACUGGCUGGAAAACAACGGAUUGAGCAUCUCCCCUUUUCACAUAAGAUGGCAAACUGCUGUUUUCAAUCGUGCCUUUUACAGUUGGGGACGGCGGAAAGCAAGGAUGCUUUACCAGUGGUUCAAUUUUGGAAUGGUGUUUGGCGUAAUUGCCAUGUUCAGCUCUUUUUUCCUCCUCGGGAAAACGCUAAUGCAGACUUUGGCACAGAUGAUGGCUGACUCUCCCUCUUCUUAUUCUUCCUCCUCUUCUUCCUCUUCCUCUUCUUCCUCUUCAUCAUCUUCCUCUUCCUCCUCUUCCUCCUCCUCCUCACUUCACAAUGAGCAAGUGCUACAAGUUGUGGUUCCUGGUAUAAAUUUACCUGUCAACCAACUGACCUAUUUCUUCGCUGCAGUUCUCAUUAGUGGUGUUGUACAUGAAAUUGGACAUGGGAUAGCAGCUAUUAGGGAACAAGUUCGAUUUAAUGGCUUUGGGAUUUUUCUCUUCGUUAUUUAUCCUGGAGCAUUUGUUGAUCUGUUCACCACUCACUUGCAACUUAUAUCACCAGUCCAGCAGCUAAGGAUAUUCUGUGCAGCCUUUAACGCAGCCUUCCAGUCGCCCACCCGCUGCCCAGGAGCCAAAGCCUUUGUGGAGCUCUCAGCCAUGGCCUCAAACGACGCUCUCUACAGCCCCACAGAAAAUUCGGAGGUACUUACAGAUACCGUGGAGCUGCACCAGAUCCAUGUGGAGACCGUCCCAGUAGCGACCGUCCCUGUGGCGGCCGUCCCUGUGGAGACCAUCCCUGUGGAGGCUAUGGCGAUGGAAACCAUCACGGAGUAUGAGAUUAUCAGCGGCAAUUGGGUACACGGUGGCCACUACCAUCCGCCUCUGAUCGCGCUGCAGCCGCUUAUUACCAGCAACCCGAACCAAGGGGACCACAACCAGGAAAUAAUCAUGGUGCAGACACAGGAGGAAGUGGUGGGCUGCAACGAGUCAGACAACCUGCAGGCCAACAGCAGUUUCGAGGACCAGAUGGUCAUUCCGGUUGAUGAAAACGACUGCUUCCAGCAGACCCUGGCUUCCUUGUCAGCUACCACAUCAUCAUCAACCUACAGCCGCAGCAAGAAGCGCAGCAGCCGAAGCAGGAAGGCCAGCGGUAAGAAAAAUUACACCACCAAUGAGCCCCAGGCGGGAAGUAGCAACUCCAAGAUGGGCCCCAAGAAGUGGGAGCAGAAGCAGGUGCAGAUCAAAACCCUGGAGGGUGAGUUCGCCGUCACCAUGUGGUCCCCAAGUGAGAAAAGAGACCAUGAGACAGGACAGAUUGAGAACUCAGCUUCUGAUUAUUCAGAGUACAUGACAGGGAAGAAGCUUCCUCCUGAAGGAAUACCUGGUAUUGAUCUCUCAGAUCCUAAACAACUGGCAGAAUUUACUAGAAUGAAGCCAAGAAAACCCAAAGAAGAUGCUCCAAGAACAAUAGCUUGCCCUCAUAAAGGCUGCGUGAAGAUGUUCAGGGAUAACUCUGCUAUGCGGAAACAUCUGCACACUCACGGCCCUAGAGUCCACGUAUGUGCAGAAUGUGGCAAAGCUUUUGUCGAGAACUCAAAACUAAAACGACAUCAACUGGUACAUACUGGAGAGAAGCCCUUUCAGUGCACGUUUGAAGGCUGCGGAAAACGCUUCUCCCUGGAUUUCAAUUUGCGUACACAUGUGCGAAUCCAUACCGGAGACAGGCCCUACGUGUGCCCCUUUGAUGCUUGUAAUAAGAAGUUCGCUCAGUCAACUAACCUGAAAUCUCAUAUCCUAACACACGCAAAGAACAAAAACAGCCAGUAAGAAGAGCAGACCCUUCUCAAACUUGUGAAGUGUCUUCUAGGAGUGUGAUUGCAAAUAAAUAUGCCUCUCUUGUGUAUUGCUUCUAAGAAAUUAUUUUUUUAAUGAUUCCUACACAUCUAAGGGUCAUGUUUUGAUAGAGUAGUAAAAGUAAAAUUUAAAAAAAAAAGUAUUCCUUUAUAUAAGAUAACAUUGUUAAGAUGCUAUAUCUUGUUCUGUAAUGCUAUUUGAAAUACAUGGUGUUUUUGUAAAGUUUGGUCCCAACAGGAGGAUAAUUUAUGAACCUCACAUCAAAAGACCGUUCUUUAUACAACUGUUCUAAAAAUGGGACUUAUUUUCAGGGUUUUUUAAAUAUGAAGUUCAUGUAUUGCCUACAAAUUUUUAAAGUUCUGAAUUUUCCAGAUGUUCAUAUUUAUACUUUUAGGAAUGUGUUUGGUAAUUCUUUGUAUGUUUUUUCUGAAGGUUGAUAAUUUUGCUUGCAACAGAUUUUCUCUAAAAGAAUGAACAAUUACAUAUGUACAUAAAGUAUUUUCCUGUUUAAAAAAAAGUUAUAUAGGUUUUGUUUGCUAUCUUAAUUUUGAUUGUAUUCUUUGAUAUAAACACAUUUUUCCUAACUUACCUGUAUUGAUUUCCAUUGUAUUCAAUAUUAGAUGUGAUUUAAUAGUAUUAGUCAGUUUAAAUCUAUUUUAGUCAUUUUAUUUCCCCAAAAUACUGUCGGGUGCUGUUGUCUAGUAUAAUUUCUCUGCAUGUUCAGUUAGUGGUGCUCAGUUGUAGAAUAUAUUGUGUAUAUAUUGACUUUUUAACACUUGAUGUGUAUAUCUUGUGUAAUAGAAAAAGCAAAAAUAAAAUACCUCUUCUG
Molecule: messenger RNA, 2964 nt
Organism: Leptonychotes weddellii (Weddell seal)
Lineage: Eukaryota; Metazoa; Chordata; Mammalia; Carnivora; Phocidae
Source: RefSeq, a predicted model, not a curated record